AUGGAAGGUGAAAAACUUUGCAUGGAAUCCUCUCUCCUUGGAUUUGGAUCCAGAGUCAGUGCUUUUGGACCUUCCUCUGUGAAUCCUGGAGGAGCAGUCCAACAACAACUAGCCUUGCCAGUGAGGAAUGAAGUUGAACAAAGUGUGGCAAAGUUACAGAGUAACCUAGGCUUGAACAUUCAGCCUAUAGGUCCAGUUGCUCACCUAACGAGAACUCAAAGAGAAGAGGUUCCUUCCACAAGCAGAGUGCUUAUUUUUUCCCGUACAUCACCAGCCCCUGAAGGAUAUGGGCACUCUAUUGUUGAAAGCCGCAGUAACUCCUUGGACUUGCUGUCGGUCUCCAAAAAGCUCCCUGUGGAUGAUUCCUCCACACAUUUACCAGAUUCAUUGGAUUGUGACACCAGAGUAACAAGUCAGAAUGGGUCGCCUGAAUCGAGGUUCCCAAAGGACACUCAACAAUUAGCUGACAAGAUCAUGAGGGACUUUGGACUUGAAAAGGAUGACUUGAAUGCACUCCUGUCUUACCCUGAUGAUCAGACCACUGUUGAGAAUCUGCCUUCCAUCUUAGAUGAUAUCCGCAAGCAGAAAGCCAAGAGAGCAGUCACUGCUGUCAAGUCAGUACCCCAAUUUGAAUCUCAACUCACCAAAAGCAUGAGUGCAGUAGACACAAUAGGUACAUUUGGAAUGGCAGGAACACACCAGGAUGACAAACCACUAUCAAAUAAAGUGAUUGAAUAUGGAAAUACAGGAAAAUAUACAGCAGAAGCCAAGAAAGAGGUUGGAAAGACGGUUUCAAAAAGGGGUCAAAGUAUGUUGCUGAUGGACACGUUCAGUGAUGAAAACAGCAGUAGAGACCCGCAAGGAAUUGACAUAGAGUUAAAAAGAAGUUCCAUGGAUUCUUCUUGUGACCCAUUGACUUCUGUCACCACUCUCAGAAAAAUUAUUUAUGUCCAAUCAGACCAGACUUAUGAGCAAAUCCCCUUGUCUCAGCCAAAGCAUAACACGGAUACAAUUUUUACUAAAGUCUCAAAAUCAGUAUCAAACAUUCAGCCAUCCAGCAGUUCAUUCCAUGGUGUAAAUCCUAGCCUUUUGCCUAGGAGCAGUACUGAUCUUGGUUGCAAUAUUGGUCAUAGAAAAACUGAAGGCCAAGAGUCACUGGUUGGUGAGCAAAUGAGAAAAGAACAAGUGGAGAAUAUUCAACAACAACAAAGUCAACAGUAUCAAAUGCAAACACAAUCAGUAUUGCAAAUGUGGCAGGCUUUGUUUCCAGCUGCAAGUCCUUCUGUUCCUUCAGCUGCAUUCAACUCCACUGUCACAGACGCCUCGCAUCCCUUGCUGAAUUCAGUGCUUAUCCCAAGUGAUCCUUACCAAAGCAUGAAUGUUCCAUCUCAACCAGUCCCAAAUCCCACAAACAUUACUCGUACAGCAUGCUUUGAACUGCAAUCUCGGGGAAAGAAGGUACCCUCGAAAGCUGUGGCAUCUUCCGAUGGUCUACCAACACUGGCAAUGAUGCAUGAUUACGCUGCAACCAUACCCAGAGUCUUUUCACAUACCUGUUCUCUAUGUAAGACAGAAUGUACUGACAAGAAGGAUUGGAUCUCCCAUCAGAAAACCAGCCUGCAUCUGGAGAACUGCAAACUGCUCCGGGAACAAUACCCACAGUGGGAUGGGAAAGUACCGCUGCUCCACAGCCCCCUCCACCACCAAAGUUCUGCAAGCAGGAGGGAGCCCCAUGUCUACCAAGAACGAUCACCACACAGCCCCAGGCGUACUCACAGGUCGUGGUCUCGGUCCCGUUCUCGGUCUCCACGGCAUGACCACCCCACUUCGUCUCGCCGUCGAUCGCGUUCAAGAAGCCACGAAAGACGAUCCUCUCCACGAAAGAGGGGGAGGAAAAGGUUGGCCUAUCACAGCUUGUCACCGCCACCACGCAGGAGUCACGAGAGGCAUUCAUCACCAAGGAGAAGUGACGAGAGAAGCUGGUCACCAAAAAGGCGAUUCUCUCCCAGGAGACAAAGGAGAUCGUCGUCACCCAAGAGGAGCGACGAGAAGCGGCUGACGCCAAGAGGGAGCCUUGAGCGUCCAUCAUCCCCCACGCUGAGUCACAGCAAGGGGCCGUCUCCCAGGAGAGGCCGUAAAAGACAGGCUUCUACUGGAAAGGCUGUCUCUAAGAAAAAGAAAGCAUGCAGCUUAGAGCUGCUGACAAAGAAAGUCCUGGAAACGUCAGCCAUCCAGUCUCUGUCAGAACAGCCCAGCAUCGAGGAGAUGGUAAAAACUAUGGUUCCUUUCGUGCUGGCUGAGCUUGCAAAGAUGACAUCCACCUCCUCACCGUCCAAAGACACACAGGGCUCUUCAUCCUCGCCAGGGCCAGGAAAAAGUAGCGCAAGCUCUGAUGCUUCUUCAUCUUCUCCGUCCACCUCAAUGAAAGCGAAGCCUCAUCGUCAGAAGAGCAAGACAAGUUCUCAUCCACAGCCUAAGCUCUGUAAGACCUCACCUCCAACCAUGCUGAAGCUCAGAGGAAUUUCUGAUACACUCUGUCGCAGUGAUGUGGUUUCUGCCAUGGAGGACUAUGGAAAAACCAAGUCGGUUGUGUUUUUGAAGUCAAAAAGAGAGGCAGCCGUGUGUUUUGAGAGAGGGGAGGAUGCAGAGAAACUGAGGAGCCUAAAGACCCUCAAAGUGAAAGGCGUUUCACUCGCCAUCGUCACAGAAAAGGGCCAUGUUCCUGAGAGAGCUCCGUUGUCUUCUGCAGCAGAGCAGGAGAAGCCUCCUCAGCCAAAAGCUGCUGUGUCAUUUGGCACCACAGCUCAGACCAAAGAGGCUGGUUCUGGUGGAGGUCUCACUGUCUUGCCGCUUAAAAAGCUUUUGUCCAUAAAGAGUAACUCCAGAAACACUUCAGCAGGCAAACGCCUGACAAACACAAAGGUUUUGGUUUCAAAAGCGAAGAGUGUCUCCAAGAAAGCCAAAUGCAGAAGUUUAAAAAUAGGCAACACCCUGACGAAAGGAGUAAAGCUUCCUCUGGUAAAAAAGAAAACAACAACCAAACCAAAAUCAGAAGUUAACACAAAAAAAUCUGCGAUGGCACCCAUAGUCAACACAGAGGUGAAGAAUUUGCCAGACAUGACCUUUUCUGAACCAGCAGAAGGAACGGAAGUGGUUGCAGAGGCAGAAGUAGCAGGUUCAAAAGCAGAAACUGCCACAACUGAACAAAAACCUAAGGCGGAGGAAGCUGUGAGGGGUGAAACGCAUGAAAAACCUGCUCAGCGUUUGGCUUCCAGGGAAGGGGGAGCCAUUGAAUCCAGUGAGAGUUACCCACCAAGCAGCAAAGGAACAGAAACAUCCAAAUCUACAGCAUCAGAAAAUCAGCCAGUUACCUCUGAGUCCUUGAAGGCCAAACAUUGCGAACCAGAGGCUAGAGACACUAAAGGAACAUCCAAGGUGGACAUCACAGGAAAAUCAGCGGCUUCUGAAGCCGAGCAGCAGCCUGAGCUUGACGUGAAGACCACAGAGGUUAAAGGUCCGGCACUGUCAGAGUUUGGGAAAACGCAAGCGUUGGAAAGCUCUGCUGUGGGUGAGGGAGGCGAGCAGGAAGAGGCAAAGCCCAGCGAGAAUUGCCCACCAGCCCGUCCAGCUGAGACCACACCACACAUACCUGCAGCUGAUCCACCUCUGACACAACAGACCACCACUCCAAAAACCUGGGACAGGACUUCUUUGCAGGUCCCGGAGAGCAGGGCGCCAGAUAAAAAGACAGCAGCAUCACAGCCGCUGGCAGCUGGGGCUGCUUUGAAGGCAAAGGGGACUGCUGGAGGAGCAGUGACCACAUUAAAUCAAACGGGUUCUGCGACUGCUGCCAAAACCCAGAAAAAUCCAGCGCUGAAAUCUACAGGCAGCGUUUCAGCCGCCCCAGCAUGUGCUCCAACGUCACAGAGCCGGAGAGCGCUGCCCGCCGCUCUGACUGCUGGGGAGACCAUGCAGUGGUAUUUGAAGCCACAACGCAUCAACUGUGUUUUACCCAACAGUGUCCUGGCCUCCAGGCCCUUUACUCGAGACUCAACACUUCUGUUGAUCACCAACCUUCCAAAGUUUGAACAUGGGGCAUACACAGAGGCCGACCUUGUAAACCUCCUUUGCAAUUUUGGCUUUGAGUACGCGCACGACAACAUCUUCGUCAUACCUCAGACGUCCAUGGCGUUUGCUCUCAUGCCGAACGUGAGGACUGUGAAGGACAUUAUCAGAGCGUCGCUCCAACGGCAAAUCCACUUCAUAAACCAGACCAUCUGUUUGAAUGUUGUGAAGAGUGAAAUUUCGAUGACGCCGAUGGGGUUUUAUAAGUCUCUGAUGAACCUGACGCCUUUUAGGACAGAAGAUGACGGAACGAGUACCGUGUACAUCCAGAACAUCUCGCCGGAUGAGGUCAGAAAUCUCAAAGAUACUUUGAGAAAAAUUGGCUCUGUGAGAAACUACCUGCCUCUGCUCAACAAGGUCUUUGUUGAAUUUGAGACCGUCUAUGAUGCCGAUCGGCUGGGAAUUUGGUACAGUCUGCUAAGGCGCGGCCAUCACCACAAAGUCGACAGGUUGAAAUUACCGCGGUGCUCCAAAAGAGCAAAACCACCUAAACUGCCAACAAACGCAGUCCCGGACAAAAAGGACCUCAUUCCCGGGGCAGAAAUAUACACCACAAAAUUUGGCAUUCCUCAGGGCACCACCCCACCAUUUUGGAUCACCAUGACGACCAGUCCCUACCUGUUCCCGACUGUGUCUCCCUGGUUUGACUUUCCAGACUUUAUGACAAUCCAAAAAAUGGAUUACAUUAAGCAAGUUCACCAUCCGGGCUCUAAGUUCUCCACUAUUAUGAUGACGGGUCUGCCAGAGGGGGACUACACGCACAAGGACAUUGCUAAGCUGGUGUGGCGUUACUUUCCCAAGCAGACUCUGAAUUCUCUGAACUACAACCUGCUGGUCCUCCCGCUGCAGAGGAGGGCCUUUGUGUAUUUCUGUGACCGGGACGCAUGCUGCAGUUUUGUCCAAGAUCACAUUAAAAGUCCAGUUUCUGUCAGAGGCUUGAAGCUCAGCAUCCACUUCAUCUUGGAAGACAUGCAUCCCGGAUCCAGCGAGGAGGUCAUGUACAGAAAUCUGAUGAAAUGGAGCAACACAAACGUUCUGGCGGUGGAAAGUCUGGAAGAGCGGCUGCUCUGUGUGGAGAUCUCGGAGACGAACGUGGACCUGAUCAAGAUGGUUGCGAAUGAGGUGGCGUCCAUUGCCUCUUUCGUCAACUUCCUACCUUUGGCCAACAGGAUAUGCAUUGAGAUGUUUGAAUCCAGUGGUGUAACAAAGGUGGUGAUGGAAAUAGUCUCGAGGAAGGAUUUAACUACUCACAAAUUGUGGAGCAAAGUUAAACGUGUUGAGAGUCUGAGGACCCUAAAACAGCGUUUACAAGACUCAGGGGAGAUCACAAUAGACUUAGAAGUGGAGGCUCCCCCUACUAAACCUUCUGAUUAUGGAGCACAGCCGGCUUCUGCUGAGUCAACUGCCUCUGUUGAGCCCAGCAUUUCUAAACCUGAAGUCGCGUCCGAGGAUGGAGGAGCCGGGGCACAUGUCACAGAAAAUGCAGCAGAGGCCAUAAACGUGUCAAUGUUGCCAACUUCAGAACCUGCCGUGCCACAAGGAAAUGGAACAGCCUCUCAGAUAAAGCAGCAGGUGGGACUUGUUGAAGGUGAUUUAUCAAAAGAUUUCAAAGAUGGUGAACCGCAGGGGCUAAAGAGGAUGGAACCCAUGGAAACCGAACCUUCUGCCAAGCGCACAGGCAAAAAGCUGAUGAAUCUUGAGGGGAACACCACAGCCGUCAUCAACAAGCCCCUAACAGUGAAAAGUGGAACUCGGCUUCUGCCCUCCAAAACCUCCGAUAAAGCACAACCUGCUCUCCAAACCAGCAGCCCUGCUUCUGCUCAGCCAGCUGCCUCAGCCGGACCCAAACCUUCUAAAUCCAUCACACCAGCACUGAGAGGCACAAGCGACGCAUCAGGGAAGAAGACCGCCGAGACAGUGGGAACUCCCUCCACUGCUCCUCAGACGAGUGAGGAUAAAGAGAAAACAGAAACGAGAGGCAAAGGGGCAGAAGAACCCGGCGCCGUCUCUGCUCCAAAAGCAGUUCAAACUGGUGGAGAGAGGUCAGCUGAAGUGGGAGCCGGGACGAAGCAAAAGGCUGAAGGAACUGCUACAAAGACAGCAUCAGUUAUGCACAAAGGGCAAGAUGAAGCCGCUGAGGAGGCCAACAAGACAAUCGGGAAGAAGCUAAUAAAACCCCAACAAAAAGAUGCUGUGGCUGCUAUAAGAACUCCCGCAACUCCAGCACCUAAAGCUGCCAGCAGUGCCUCAGCAGCAGGUCCCAGCCUGCAGCCAGCUCUGACGGCUUCCCCAUCAGCCGACGAAUCCGCCCUGACUGUUGGAGAGAGGAUAGGAAGCCUCCUGGACGCAAAUAAACUCUAUUAUCUCAGUAUGAAAAUGAUUUUGUCUCCUAAAAACUUUUCAACUCACAGAAGGCUGAUCUUAAUCACCAAUCUGCCAAAAUAUACUGACGGCUGCUACACGGAGGCUGAUAUUGCCAACCUGCUCCAUCAGUUUGGAUUUCAUUAUUUGGAUAAAAACAUCUUCGUUAUCCCUCAGGCGUGCAUGGCUUUUGUGCUCAUGCCAAACUUUGAAAGUGUGCAGCAAGCCUUCAAAGCUUCGAAGAAUAAUCACAUUACCCUCAAUGGAUUUCCACUUGUCCUGCGUGUUGUGUGCAGCAAAAUAUUAAUGUCACCACGCGUAAUUGAUGACGGAGUGAGCAUAAUUUACAUCAACAACAUCACGUGGAACGAGACCAGGGAGCUCAGGACGGUUUUGAAAAAAAUCGAUUCUGUCAGAAACUACCUGCCACUGCUUAACAAGGUGUUUAUUGAGUUUGAGUCGAUCCGUGAUGCAGAUAGGCUGGGAGUUUGGUACAGCCUCCUUAAGCAUUGCCCUGCCAAUAACGUCUACAGGAUGAGAUUGCCACACAGUGUCAUAGCACCACCACCUCGACUGGCUGCCAAAGCUCUGCCAGACAGCAGUAACAUUGUGAGCGGAGUGGUAGCCCCAACCACAACGUUUGGGGUUCCGCAGGGCAGCGCAGCUCCAUUUGCUGUCACCUUAAGGAUGCAUCCUUUUGUGUUUCCUACCCUUUCUCCAUGGUUCAUCAUCCCGAAUUUUCUGACAGUCAGGAACAAGAUGGACAUUUGGAAAGCCGGCACUUGGGCCUCUAAAGCAUUCACAAUCAUGUUGACGGGUCUCCCGGGAAGAAACUACACACACCAGGAUGUCGCUAAACUCGUGUGGCGUUAUUUCCCCGAACAGAACCUCCACACUCUCUAUUACAGCGUGCUGGUCCUGCCGCUGCAGAAGAGGGCCUUUGUGUAUUUCAACAGCUACAAAUCCUGUUACAGUUUUAUCGAAGAUCAGAGCAGAGCUCCACUUUCUGUUAAAGACUACGUAUUGAGCACCCACCUGGUUUUAGAGCAAAUGGAUGCUGCACUGAGUGAGGAGAUCAUGUACAGAUCAAUGAUGAAGUGGAGCAAUUCUCAUGUCCCAGAGCUGGAGUCCCUGGCAGAGCGUCUUUUGUGUGUGGAAAUAUUUGAGACAUCCAUACCGAUCAUCACCAUGGUCAUGAAAGCUGUGGUGUCAAUCGCGCCCUUUGUGAGCUUCCUGCCACUCUCCAACAGGAUUUGCAUUGAGAUGGCUGAAUCGAGUGGUGUAAGUGAGGUAGUGGAAAAGAUCGCUCAUGUAUCAGCACCUAAAGAAUGGAGUAAAGUUGGACAUGUGGAAUCUGUGAAGAGUCUCAAACAGCGCCUUCAAGACUCAAAUGAAAUCACAAUCAACCUUGAGGGGAACACCACAGCCGUCAGCAACAAGCCCCUAACAGUGAAAAGUGGAGCUCAGCUUCUGCCCUCCAAAACCUCCGAUAAAGCACAACCUGCUCUCCAAACCAGCAGCCCUGCUUCUGCUCAGCCAGCUGCCUCAGCCGGACCCAAACCUUCUAAAUCCAUCACACCAGCACUGAGGGGCACAAGCAACACGUCAGGCAAGAAGAACACAGAGACAGUGGGAACUCCCUCCACUGCUCCUCAGGCGAGUGAGGAUAAAGAGAAAACAGAAACGAGAGGCAAAGGGGCAGAAGAACCCGGCGCCGUCUCUGCUCCCAAAGCAGUUCAAACUGGUGGAGAGAGGUCAGUUAAAGUGGGAGGAACUGCUACAAAGACAGCAUCAAUUAUGCAAAAAGGGCAAGAUGAAGCCGCUGGAAUUUUGAACGCUAAAAAUGUCAAUGAACCCUCUGUAAAUCUCAAAGACGCUGACAAUAUAAGCACAUCCUCUCAAAUGAAGCAACAGGCAGGACCUGCCAAAGUCCUACAGUCAACAACAACCAGUGCAGCGAAGACCACAGCCAAUCAGCCUCCACCCGCUUCAGCUACUCCACCUCAGAGACCGCAGAGCACCACCAAAACUCAGGAGCCCUCGGCGAAAGCUCCCCCACCGGUCCAUCAAACUGCCAAGCAAAAGGCAGGAUCCACUGCACAGGAACAGAGUAACAAGACUCCCCAGAGUCCACAGCAGCCGGCCGAGGCUGCUCUGAAGGCCAAAGAGCCUCAGCUCUCCACAAACGGGGGACAGAAGGCUUUGGGAGGAGAUGGUAAAGUUUCAGCUGUGGCGACUGGACAAACUGCAUCCUGCAAAGCCGCAGCUGCUGCUGCAGCUAGUAACAAGAAGCCCCCCGCUGCAGCCGCCAGCACUCCCCUGACUCCAGGGGAGAGGAUCAAAAGCCUACUGUCCCCCAAACAAUUCAGCCUGCCAGAGCACAACAGCGGCUUCUACACGGAGGCUGAAUUUGUCCGCUGCCUCGGCAAAUAUAAAGUUCACUGUGAUGGCGACACAAACAUGAUCAUUCCUGAGUUGCGUAUGUUUGAUUUUUAUCGACGACUGAUGAGGCUGGUCAAGUAUGGGACGAACGACGAUGGAACAAGAACUGUCUACAUCCAGAACAUCACGCCCAGUGAGACCAGUGACCUCCGGAAAGCUUUGUGUAAAAUGGGCACGGUAAAAAACUUCCUGCCUCUUCUCAACAAGGUUUUUGUUGAAUUUAAGUCGUGCAUUGAUGCCGAUCGGCUCGGAGUCUGGUACAGCCUCCUGAAGCGACAACUUUCCCACAAGGUCUACAGGAUGAAGGCUCCGAAGAGCUUACUCCCAACCCAACCACCAAGGGAGCCUGCGUGGGCUAUGCCAGACAGCAGUGAUGUUGUUGCUGGGGCCACCCCCCCAACCGCCAAAUGUGGUGUUCCAGAUGGCAGCUGUCCACCGUUUUGGAUCACCAUGACAGCUAGUCCUUAUAUCUUCCCAACCGCGUCUCCUUGGUUCAAUAUUCCAGGUUCAGAAUUCUUCACAAUCAUGCUGACUGGCUUACCGGAUGAGACGUACACACACGAGGACGUGGCCAAGCUGGUGUGGCCUUUUUUCCCCGAGCAGAAUCUCCACGCUCUGUACUACAGAGUGAUGGUCCUUCCACUGCAGAGGCGGGCAUUUGUGUAUUUUAGUCAGUGGGAUAUGUGCUGCAGAUUCAUCCAAAAUCACCUUCAAAGUCCAGUUUCUGUUAACGGCAGCAUCCUCAACAUCCACUUGGUCUUGGAGAACAUGGACCCUGGAGCCAGUGAGCAUGUUUCAAACCUUGAGUCUUUGAAGGAGAGGCUGCUGUGUGUGGAGGUCUCGGGGGUGGAUGUGGUCCUCAUCAUGGCCGUCAUGAAAGAGGUGGCGAGCAUGGCCUCCUUUGUCCGCUUUCUGCCGCUUUCCAACAGGAUCUACAUUGAGAUGGCUGAAUCCAGCGGCGUGACCAAAGUGGUGGGGAGCAUCUCAGCACCCAAAUUGUCUGAACAGUGUGAGGCCUGGUACGUGCGGACCUUCUGUCAGAGCCGGAAACAACGCCUACAAGACUGUGAACAGAUUGCAGUAAACCUCAAACAGGGCACCAUAGGUGUCCAGGCCAAGCCCUCUAAAACCAAAAGUAAGCCCUCACAACCACACCCCGCUCCCCAAAGCAGCGCUCCCGCUCCACCGCCGCCAGCGGCCCGAGCAGGAGCGGCCGUCUCCAAAGCUGCCACGUCCAAACUGAGGAGCACCGCUUCAACUGUCUCAGAGGAGACACCAACGUGCCCCCCUCUGACGGCUGCUGGUGGGCUGAAGCCUGCCGAGGACGUCACAGAGCUCCCUCAGAUUGACCAGGACAGCUUCAACGCCAUUAAAGCCGCUGUUCACCAGUACAGACUCACACGAGAAGGCGCAUCACCCAGCAAAGUCCAGGAGGUGAUCGUGGUUAUCGACCACAUGAUUCCCAACCAAAGCACCACCGGCUGCUCUGGAAGCUCUCAGCAUGAAGACGCAUCACCAAGAAAGACUUUGGAUAGUCAGGCAGCCGUUGCCCCCUCAGACAAUUUUGAUGAGGAAAAUUUAAACCUGGGAGACUUCGUCACUCUGGACGAGAUCAGCGAGGACACACAGAGCACAGCAGCUGACGGCAGCUACCCUUCACAUGCGCAGCCCUCCUGUGAAAAAGACGAGGUUGCAUCAUCCGCCGUGUCAUCCGCCGCCAAAGACUCAAAGGGUUUGCUCUUGAACGCAGACAGUUCAAAGAAUGAAGACACAACGCAAGUGGAGGAAAUCGAGCGGCAAAUGGAGGACGGCGAGGACAGUGUGGUGAAAGUCUUUAUGGUGGUGGACUCUGCAGAGGAGGAGUCUAUUCAGGAGACAUCAGCCACAGAAAGGUCCAGCAGAAGGAGAACCGCUAGAGAACUCAAAGGGACCCCACCUGACAUGGCCACAGCCGUCAUCACAAAACCCACCAGAACAGCUCAGAAAGAAAGUGGCAGAGAAGAAAAAGAAGAGACCCCGAAAAGAGGGCGGAACACAGCUGCCAGAGAAUUCCCAAGUCAAAAGGGAGCUGCGCCUACAGGAAGUACAGACACUAACGGUGAAAGUGGCAUAAAUGAGGAUAAAGCUUCCCUUGAAACUGUGGAUAUCGUUGAGGAGGGAGAGACUCAACAGAAGGAGGAGGAAGGGACCACACCCAGGAGAAGAGGCAGACCCAGAAAGAGAAGCAGAGAGCAGACACCUGUUAGGAGAUCUAUUAGAGGGAAAAAAGCAGCCGGCUCCGACCUCGAGGCACCACAUGUGGAGGAGGAGGAGGAAGAAAAUAAAGGCCUGAACAAAAAGAAGAUAAAACUUGGACCUGAAACUAAGCACUGUAGCUCUCAGUCACCUGAAGCAGCUGCUGUCUUCACACCGCCGGCGUUCAACCCUAAAACGCCCUGUGUUCCAUACCUGAACGACGGCCCCACCGAGGACGCGCACUGCAAAAGCCAGAAACACUACGACAACCUGCAG
This is a messenger RNA of Menidia menidia (Atlantic silverside), 11439 nucleotides long. Lineage: Eukaryota; Metazoa; Chordata; Actinopteri; Atheriniformes; Atherinopsidae. The record is from the annotation of a GenBank genome assembly.